AUGGAUGCAUCGUCUUCACCGUCUCCUUCCGAGGAAAGCUUGAAGCUUGAACUCGAUGAUCUGCAGAAACAGCUCAACAAAAAGCUGAGAUUCGAGGCAUCAGUCCGUUCUAUCCAUUCUCUUCUCCGUGAUCGCUACACUUCCUCCUCUCCUUCUCUCCGCAAACAGUUCUAUAUAGUUGUAUCUCGUGUGGCAACGGUUCUCAAGACAAGAUACACAGCCACCGGGUUUUGGGUUGCGGGGCUGAGCCUUCUCGAGGAAGCUGAGCGGCUCGUCUCUGAUGCUUCCGAGAAGAAACACUUGAAGUCUUGCAUUGCUCAAGCCAAGGAGCAGCUAACCGAAGUAGAUAACCAGCCAACCGAGAGCUCGCAGCCACAGGGUUAUCUUUUCGAAGGACAUCUAACUGUUGAUCGCGAGCCGCCGCAGCCUCAGUGGCUAGUGCAGCAGAAUCUCAUGUCUGCUUUCGCUUCCAUCGUUGCUGGUGAAUCUUCCAAUGGCCCUGCCGCUGAAAACACUCUUGGGGACACGGCCAGUUUGAUGCAAGACUUCAUCAACGGUCUUGACAGUAUCAUCCCGGAGAUGCUAGAAGAUGGUGGACCACCAAGAGCUCCACCGGCGAGUAAAGAAGUUGUGGAGAAACUUCCGGUGAUUGUUUUCAGUGAGGAGAUGCUUAAGAAGUUGGGAGCAGAGACGGAAUGUUGCAUUUGCAAGGAGAAUCUGGUGAUCGGCGACAAAAUGCAGGAGCUGCCAUGCAAGCAUACAUUCCACCCUCCUUGCCUAAAGCCUUGGAUGGACGAGCAUAACUCUUGCCCUAUAUGCCGCCAUGAAUUACCGACAGACGAUCAGAAGUACGAGAGCUGGAAAGAGAGGGAGAAGGAGGCUGAGGAAGAGCGGAAAGGCGCAGAGAAUGCUGUCAGAGGAGGUGAAUAUAUAAUUCCGAUCAACGAGAUGGCGGACGCUGAGACUUUUGCUUUCCAAGCGGAGAUCAACCAGUUGCUCUCCCUCAUCAUCAAUACCUUCUACAGCAACAAGGAGAUCUUCCUUCGUGAGCUCAUCAGUAACUCCUCCGAUGCGUUGGACAAGAUUAGGUUCGAGUCAUUGACCGAUAAGAGCAAGCUCGAUGGCCAGCCAGAGCUUUCAUUCACAUCAUCCCUGACAAGACUAACAACACCUUGA
This is a messenger RNA of Microthlaspi erraticum, 1176 nucleotides long. NCBI's taxonomy places the organism in Eukaryota, Viridiplantae, Streptophyta, Magnoliopsida, Brassicales, Brassicaceae. The record is from the annotation of a GenBank genome assembly.